Molecule: messenger RNA, 2114 nt
Organism: Physcomitrium patens
Lineage: Eukaryota; Viridiplantae; Streptophyta; Bryopsida; Funariales; Funariaceae
Cellular component (GO): chloroplast
Molecular function (GO): GTP binding
Source: RefSeq, a predicted model, not a curated record
CUGAUGAGCUUCCGAGAGAAGUAUCUCCUCCGGCCUCAAACAUUUAAGAGUAGAAUUUAGACACAGCUGAAGGGUUUAGGGUUUUUUUGUUCUGAGAUUGUUGAAGAUAUUGCAAUGGCGCUCGCAGCUAGCGGAGUUGCGACGGGGAGUUUGUACUGUAAUGCAGAGACGAGCAACUCGUCGAUAUGUAGGGCGUCGGUUGUGUCUAGUCGGUUCGGCAAAUUUUUUAAUUCUCCCCUUAGACCUUCUUCGUGUCAAUACUUUUCGAGUAAUUUAAGUCUUUCGACAUCAGAAAAACGUCGUAAUGCUGUAUCAGCAGUGCCGAUUCUAGCUAAUUUUGUCGAAGACGAUGAGGCGGAGGAGGAGGAGGAAGAGGAGCUUCCGGGUGAGGUUUAUGAGAAGGUAGCGAAGGAUGUCGCUGAAGAGUAUACCCGUGAUUUGUACGAGCAGAUGCGGAGAGAGGACGCAGGCCUCAAAGGGAUGGCCAAGAGAUCACAGAAGCGCUUAGCGAAGGAGGAAUUCUCUUCUGAGCUCAGAAUUCCAGAUGCAUUGUUACCUAAAAUUGCAAUUGUGGGACGUCCGAAUGUGGGGAAAUCCGCGUUGUUCAAUAGAAUUGCAGGCGGGGAUAUUGCAAUUGUGCACGAUGAGGCUGGUGUGACAAGAGAUAGAUUGUACACUCGCGCAUUCUGGAGCACGCAUGAGUUCAUGUUGGUGGACACUGGGGGUGUAUUGACGAUUCCAGGGGAUGGAAGCGAUGCCGUGGCGGUGACAGCGCCUGGAGGCGAGGAGGCCGUAGCGAAAGCCAUUAAGGAAGCCUAUGAUGCAGGAUUGCCCGCAAUGAUCGAGAAACAAGCAGGGGCUGCGGUCUCCAGUGCAGAUUCCAUAAUCUUUGUCGUUGAUGGUCAGGCAGGGUUAACAGCUGCAGACAUUGACAUCGCCAAUUGGCUGCGGAAGAAGCACUCGAAUAAGAAAAUCACUCUCGCUGUGAACAAAUGCGAGUCGCCAACGAAGGGGCAGCUUCAAGUAGCCGAGUUUUGGACACUAGGGUUCACACCAGUUCCUGUGUCUGCCAUCUCAGGAACCGGAACCGGCAACUUACUCGACCUUGUUUGCGAAGGCCUCAAACCAGCAGAAGGAGAGCUCGAAGAGGAAGAGGAUAAGCCCAUGGCAAUCGCCAUUGUCGGAAAACCUAACGUCGGCAAAUCCAGCAUACUGAAUGCGCUUGUAGGGGAGGAGCGCACCAUAGUCAGCCCCGUGAGUGGCACCACCAGAGACGCCAUCGACACGGAAUUCGCAGACGAUAAUGGGCAAACUCUGAAGCUCAUCGACACGGCUGGAAUUCGACGACGAGGCGCGGUAGCAUCAGCUGGAAGCAGAGCAGAAUCCUUAUCCGUCAACCGUGCAUUUCGAGCCAUUCGGCGAUCAGAUGUGGUGGCCCUCGUGAUUGAUGCUUUAGACUGCGUAACAGAACAAGAUUUUAGGUUAGGGGAGAGGAUAGCGAGAGAAGGGAAGGCGUGCAUUAUCGUAGUUAAUAAAUGGGACACUAUUCCGAACAAGGAUGCCAUGAGCACUGUGUGGUAUGAUAAAGACGUGCGAGAACGCUUACGGUGUCUGGAUUGGGCCCCUACUGUCUACUGCUCCGCAAGCAGUGGCCAGAGAAUCAAGAAGAUUCUGGAAAUGGCUGUUGCUGCAGGGGAGGAGAGGCAACGGCGUCUGACCACAGCAACAUUGAACCAGGUGAUACGAGAUGCGGUUGCGUUGAAGCAACCACCCACAGGGCGAGGAGGGAAGAAAGGAAGAAUAUAUUAUUGUACCCAAGCUGGUGUGAAGCCCCCAACAUUUGUGUUUUUUGUGAAUGAUGCAAACUUGUUCCCUGAGAUUUAUCGGCGGUAUAUGGAGAAGCAGCUGAGGCUUAAUGUGGGAUUCCCGGGCACUCCUGUGAGAUUGUUGUGGCGCAGCAAGCAGAAGACUGAUCGGAAGGAGGCUCCCAACCGAGAUGCAUCUUCGUCUCGCUCAUCGUCAUCUGCAGCUGGUAAAGAAACAUCUUCCUCCGCAAAUAUGGUGCCCUUUUCUCAAUAAAGUUGCCCUCUUCGCAUCCCUCUUUCUUUGCUUUU